AUGUACAACUCCUAUUCCACUGAAGAAAGGACCUUGGAGAGCUACCUGUGGUGGCUGUCUGGAACAGACCAGCUCAUCCCUAAUUACAGCUGCAGAGAGCAAGGAAAGGUUGUGGCUGUCAUUGGAGGAGCCACGUCAGCUCUCUCUGUUCAGAUGGGGACCCUGCUUGACCUCUACCAUUUACCCCAGCUGCACUCCUACCUGAAGAACACCCAGUUUAAGAAUGCCGUUGGUGAGCAGGUGUUUGUGGAUGAGAACAGACGAAGAAUCUAUGACCCGUGUGGUGUACUCUCCAUGACUGACAGGUGCAGCUGGGUUCCCUCUGCGGUAUGUAGUGCCAGUUGUCCUGCUGGAUUCAGGAAGUUGCCUUUGGAGGGGAAGCCUCCUUGUUGCUUCAGCUGCUCCCCAUGCUCAGAAGGAGAAAUCUCCCGUCAUAAGGAUGCUGAGCAGUGUAAGAAGUGUCCAGAGGAUGAAUAUCCCAAUGAGCAGAGAGAUCGCUGCCUCCCCAAGAUUGUGACCUUCCUGGAUGUGAAUGAACCCUGGGGGAAGGCAGUGACAGCUGUGGCUGUUUCACUCUCAUUCCUCACGGCCCUGGUUCUGUGGGUCUUUGUGAAAUUUCAAGACACUCCCAUAGUCCAAGCCAAUAACAGGAACCUCAGCUACCUGCUCCUCACUUCCCUUUCCUCCUGCUUCCUCUGCUCCUUGCUCUUCAUAGGCCGACCCACAACGGCUUCCUGCCUUUUCCGACAAACAGUAUUUGCAGUUGUGUUCACGGUGGCUGUUUCCUCCAUUUUGGCCAAAACCAUCAUCGUGGUUCUGGCUUUCAGGGUGACAGGGCCAGGGAGCAGGAUGCGGAUGUUCCUUCAUCCUAGAGCGCCCUACUGUGUGGUUCUCAUCUGCUCCGGAAUCCAAGGGCUUUUCUGUGCCAUCUGGUUGGGGACCCAUCCCCCCUUUCCAGAGGCAGACACAAGCUCUGAAUCCAGGCACAUCAUCCUCACAUGUAACGAGGGCUCCACCUUUGCAUUUUACUGUGUCCUGGGCUACAUGGGCUUUCUGGCCCUGGGCAGCUUCACCAUAGCCUUCCUGGCCAGGAACCUACCCGAUGCCUUUAACGAAGCCAAGUUCAUCACGUUCAGCAUGUUGGUGUUUUGCAGCGUCUGGGUCUCUUUCCUCCCCACGUAUCAGAGUUCCAAAGGGAAAGCCGUGAUGAUUGUGGAGAUCUUCUCCAUCUUGGCCUCCAGUGCCGGGUUACUAGGCUGCAUUUUUAUUCCCAAAUGUCUUGUGAUUCUCCUGACAUCGUGGAAAAAUAACACAAAACAGAACAAGAGUCAAAGGAGUUCCAGGAGUAAGGGUUUUUCUUUUUUUAAUUUGAUAUCUUUAUUUUCCCCCGUUUCAUGUAAAACAAUAUUUUUAAACUUUUUUUAAUGCUUUGACUUCCACAUUUUCUCCCUUCUUUCCCAAUCCCAGAACCAUUGAGAUAUUACACAUGCAGUUACACAAAAUAGUUAUAGAAAUGUCUUUUUGAGAAAUAUACAUGCAUCAUUCCUUGGGUUAAUAAAAAGAACUGUUAAAAAUAAAUUUUUUACAGACUGUGUAACAUCAACAGUUUCAUCAUAAAGACCUUCAGAGUAGUUUUAGAUCAUUGUGUUGUUGAAAAAGCAAAAUUAUUUGCAGGCGACCACUCCACUCUUGCUUGACUUUGUACACAUUACAUUUCAGUUUUCAUAUUUUCAUGUACGUUCUUCCAGAUUUUUCUGGUCAUCAUACUUACAGAAUCAUCAAAGUAUUCCAUCACAAUUACUUAAGACACUUUCUUCAGCCAGUCUGCAUUUGAUGAAAAUUCCCUCAAUUUACAAUUCUUUCCCCAAGAAAAGAGGUGACAUCAAUAUUUUUUGUAUGUAAAUUUACUUUUCCUUUUUUUCUUGAUCUUGUUGGUUUCAAGCUAAGUAGUGGUAGUUUUUUCUGGAUUGAAUUCACAAAAUUUUAUGGCCAUUUCAACAUAUACAUUUUAAUCAAUCAAUGUCUAUUGGGGAUUAGCUCAUAUUUUAAUAUAUUUCUUUCCUUAAUCUAUACAUUUGAGAAGAGCUGGCUGCAGCAAAGAAAAUUGCUUCAAAAUUGUUUUCAAAAUUACUAUUGCUAAACUACAUUUUCCCCAUUUAUUCUAUUUUGUUUUUUUUUCAAAUUUAUCCCUCAUGAAAGGCUUUUACUUUUCACCACACAUUUCACAAUAUUGCCUCUCUUUUCUCACCCUAGUCCCUGCUCUUAUUCCUUUAUCUCCCUACUAUCUUACAAAAUAAUAUAGAUUUCUAUAUCUAUGUUGAAUGUGUAUGUUAUUUCCUCUUACAGCUGUGUGGGAAAAAGAUGAAGAACUUAUACAUUAAGCACAUAUUGAUCAGGGACUGUUAGCUAAAGCCUGAAAGGCCUCAGUUUAGGAAGUGUGUGAUUUUAGAUAAGGUCUGGACUAUAUUCUAUUGUUCAAAGAGGUCACUAGUGGGAAAGCUAUACAUCUAUUGCAUCCCAUUGACCAAAUAGGGGAAUAGACUUAUGUGACCAAUCACACCAUAUAGAGGGUGGAAUUUGGGGUCGUUCUUUGUCUGAAAUGUAUAAAUACUGUGAACAUUUUCAAGGAAGUGCCCCUCUCCUGCUAUGAAUUCGGCUCACAGACCAGGAUGGGCUCCGCAUCUCAGGAUUCUAAUAAAUAAUUCUGCUUUC
This is a messenger RNA of Antechinus flavipes (yellow-footed antechinus), 2712 nucleotides long. RefSeq names its product vomeronasal type-2 receptor 26-like. Gene Ontology annotation, molecular function: G protein-coupled receptor activity. The coding region runs from base 1 to 1425 and encodes 474 amino acids. NCBI's taxonomy places the organism in Eukaryota, Metazoa, Chordata, Mammalia, Dasyuromorphia, Dasyuridae. Gene Ontology annotation, biological process: G protein-coupled receptor signaling pathway. The transcript is spliced from 5 exons. Gene Ontology annotation, cellular component: membrane. The record is from RefSeq and is a predicted model, not a curated record.